Colletotrichum navitas is the source of this 3468-nucleotide messenger RNA. RefSeq lists its product as uncharacterized. The transcript is spliced from 14 exons. The record is from RefSeq and is a predicted model, not a curated record. Bases 1 to 3468 code for a protein of 1155 amino acids. Lineage: Eukaryota; Fungi; Ascomycota; Sordariomycetes; Glomerellales; Glomerellaceae. Gene Ontology annotation, biological process: transmembrane transport. Gene Ontology annotation, cellular component: membrane. Gene Ontology annotation, molecular function: ATP hydrolysis activity; ABC-type transporter activity; ATP binding.
AUGACUAGCUCGGCCCCCGUACUUGCGCUUCCCCUGCAAUCCCUCCUCCUGCUCGUGCUCCCAAUCUGCGCCCUACGCCUGGCAAGGUCGGAUGUCAAGGUCGUCGCCAGCACCCUGCGCCACCUCAAAGCCUCUGCAUCCGUUUGCCUGGUUGCCCUCAACGUUGCGCAUCUCGUACUGUGGAUCGCCACGCCCUCUGAUGUCUUCCCCCGCACACGGGCAACCAUUCCCACUGCUGUCCUCAGCCUCGUUGCCUCGCUCGGGGAAUAUCCCCUCCGCCUGGACGACCUCUACCCGCUGUACCCGAAACUAGCCUCAGGGCCUAUAUACAGGAAACUCGCCGACGUGUGGGACAAAGCCCCGAACAAAACCGUACCCGGCGCCCUGUUCAACAUCUGGCUCUGUACGUUUGCGGGUCCCGUGUCUGCGCCCAUCGUCCCGAAACUCUUCCAGAUUGCUUUCAAUUAUGCCCAGCCGGUUCUCAUAAACAAGUCCAUCCGCCUGGCCAGCCAGCCGCAGACGCGGCUCUACAACAAUCGUGGCUUUGGAUUGAUAGGUGCGUACGCUCUUGUCUAUACCGGCAUCGCCGUUUCGACGGGUCAGUAUGAUUGGCGUAAUCAGCGCGCGGCCUCGAUUGCGAGGGGUAGCACAACAGCACUUGUCUACAGGAAAGCACUGAGACUGGAUCUGUCGUCGCCGAACGUCAGUCCCUCGGGAGCAUUAACUUUGGUUGGAACCGACACCGAGACUAUCAGCAAGGGCAUCGUCCAUCUUCAUGAGGUGUGGGGAGGCCUCCUGGAGAUCAGUAUUGGGAUUUACCUCAUCUACAGGCAACUUGGGGCUGCUUGCGCCAUGCCCGUCGCCCUCGUCUUUGCCGACCUCAUUGCCACAGCCUUUUUCGCCAUUCCGACUGGCAAAGCGUCAGCAGAAUGGAUUAAAGCCUCGCAGGACCGCGUUUCAACAACCUCGAAGACUUUGGCAAAUAUAAAGUGGCUUAAAGCCUCAGGUCUUAGUGACGUGGCCUUUGCGGUUAUCCAGACGCUCCGGGUUACUGAGUUGGAGGCUUUCACGGCAUAUUCUCUGUUGAUCCUGGUGAACCAGCAUCUGGUUGGUAUUGUCAUGGGCCUGCCCCUUCUCGCAACUGCCAUCAGGUCUUUCCAGAGAAUUCAAGAUUUCCUGAAUGGAAAGGAGCGCAAUAACAGCGGACUCGUUGCGGACAGUCCGAAGCCAGGUGACAAUAUCUUGACGGGGAAUAUGGAUUUUCGGCACCCUGAUCGGGAAUCCGUGCCGUCGCAGGAUCCCGAGCUCUUGGAAUUGCAAGGGGACGACUCUGUAUGGUUCAAUCUUGCUGAAAACGUCAUAGUUUCCAUCAGAGGAACAUUCGCGUGGUCGGAAGACUCCAGACCUGUCAUUGACAUUGACAACUGGAACAUCAAGCGAGGAGCUUUUACUUUGGUUCUAGGGCCUGUUGGAUGCGGAAAGUCGACACUUCUCAAAGCUCUCCUCGGUGAACUUUCAUCCUUCGAUGGAACUAUACAUACAAACCUAAGCGGCAUCGCAUACCGCAGCCAAACCGCGUGGAUACCGAACGAUACGUUCCUGGAUCUAAGCAUUAUCCAGGCUGUUGCUCAAGCUUUGUAUGCAAGAGGGGAGCUGCUGCUUUUCGACGAUGUCUUCAGCGGUCUUGACCCUGGUACUAAAGACAUCGUCUUUAACGGUCUUUUUGGUAGCGACGGCUUGCUUAGGGAUACUGACACCACCGUUGUACUGGUAUCGUCCAAUGCGCGUCGACUAUCAUUUGCCGACGACGUCAUCGUUCUCAGUGGAAAUGGCCAGGUCAUAAACAACGAAAUAGCCGGACGAUCUACCAGGGAGCAAUAUCUCGGGAAGGAGACCAUCGAAUUGAAUAAAUUUUCGGAAGCGGCACUUCGUCAAGCUGGAAGCUACAAUGACUGCCCACCGGCUGCGUUAUUGGGCGUGCUUGAGGAUGAAAUCAGCAGCAGCUUGAACGAAGAGUCGAGGCGGGUUGUCGACGAGGUGCUCCGGACGUGGUUCCACGACUGGACCGUCAUCGUCAUUGCACACAAGCUGGAGUCGAUCCUGGAGUUUGACCGAGUUGCGGUCAUUGAUGCGGGGGCGGUCGUCGAAUAUGACGAGCCGCAACGGCUCCUCGGUCGCGCCUCUUCUUUCAAGGCACUGCAUGAGCACUUGCAUGAGCACUCGUCUCGGCCGAUCUCUCAACGAGGAGCCCAGUCACUGUACACGCACGACCCAGGUUUUAGGGGCAAGCACAUGCCCCCACGGCCAUCGCAACUCCUCCAAGCCCUCAAGACGACGAACCCCACUGCCAGGCUCUUCUCCACAACGCCCAGGAUGCCCGUCCACCACCUCAUGAUCGGGACAUGGACCCCGCCCGGCGCCAUCUUCACCGUUGCCUUUGACGACGAGAAGUUCACCCUUGAGCUCAUCAAGCGCACCGAGAUCCCCAAGGACGAGCCCAUAUCGUGGAUGACCUUUAGCCACGACAAGAAGAACCUGUACGGCGCAGCCAUGAAGAAGUGGUCCAGCUUCGCCGUCAAGAGCCCCUCCGAGAUCGUCCACGAGGCCUCUCACGACAUGACCCAUGACCCUAACGCCGCCCUCUCGACAACAAACACACGUGCCAUCUUCCUUCUCGCGGCCCAGAAGCCCCCCUACGCCGUCUACUGCAACCCCUUCUACAAGCAUGCCUCCCACGGCAACGUCUUCGCCGUCUCUCCCACCGGCGCCCUCGACGCCAACGUCCAGAACUACCCGUACGACCCCAACACGGGCAUCCACGGCAUGGUCUUUGACCCCACCGAGACCUACCUCUACUCGGCCGACCUCACCGCCAACAAGCUGUGGGUCCACAAGAAGCGAUCCCCCGACGCCCCCGAGCUUGACCUCGUCGGCUCCGUCGACGCCCCCGACCCGGGCGACCACCCGCGCUGGGUCGCCAUCCACCCCACCGGCAACUACCUCUACGCUCUCAUGGAGGCCGGCAACCGCCUCUGCGAGUACGUCGUCGACCCGGCCACCCGCCUCCCAGUCUACACCCACCGCUCCUUCCCCCUCAUCCCCCCCGGCAUCCCCGGCGCCAAGAACAAGAUGUACCGCUCCGACGUCUGCACCCUCUCCCACAGCGGCCGCUAUCUCUUCGCCACCGCCCGCUCCAACAGCUUCGACGUCACUGGCUACAUCGCCGCCUUCCGCCUCGACGACAACGGCCACAUCGCCCGCCAGAUCUGCCUCAACCCCACCCCUACAAGCGGCGGCCACAGCAACGCCGCCAGCCCCUGCCCCUGGACCGACGAGUGGCUCGCCAUCACCGACGACCAGGAGGGUUGGAUCGAGAUCUACCGUUGGCAGGACGAGUUCCUCGGCCGCGUCGCGAGGCUGCGCAUCCCCGAGCCCGGGUUCGGCAUGAACGCCAUCUGGUAUGAUUGA